This is a messenger RNA of Menidia menidia (Atlantic silverside), 2817 nucleotides long. NCBI's taxonomy places the organism in Eukaryota, Metazoa, Chordata, Actinopteri, Atheriniformes, Atherinopsidae. The record is from the annotation of a GenBank genome assembly.
CAACAACUCGGAAUCCUGUCAGUGACCGCCUCUGAACCGCUCAUUGCUGCACGUGUUUUUGAGAUCAAAGACCGUGCAGUUGGCCGUUUAGAGGGACGCAGCCAAAGUCUGUCACAGACCGGUCACUACAAGGAUCCCGCAGAGUGCCGCUUCCCAGUCCGUGACUUGAUCAUGCCCCCUGCCGCAGGAACCAAUCUAGGCUACAAGCCCCCGGAUGGGGGCUGGGGCUGGGCUGUCGUCCUGGCUGCUUUCAUCUCCAUAGGAUUCUCUUACGCCUUUCCCAAGUCCCUAACCAUCUAUUUCAAGGAGAUUCAAGAAUAUUUUUCAGUUUCCUACAGUGAGAUUGCCUGGUUGUCCUCAGUCAUGCUGGCUUCCAUGUAUGCAGGAGGUCCUAUAAGUAGUGUACUUGUCAACCGUUAUGGCAGCAGACCGGUAGUCAUGGCUGGUGGGAUUAUGGUGAGCACUGCCAUGGUGCUUGCUUCAUUUGGCACAACUAUCAUUCAUCUGUAUCUCUGUGUUGGAGUGAUCGGAGGCUUUGGUCUUGCCUUCAACCUGCAGCCAGCCCUGACAAUUAUAGGCACUUACUUCCAGGUCAGAAGGCCACUGGCAAACGGACUCGCAAUGACGGGCAGCCCAGUUGUCCUGUUCACCCUGGCCCCUCUCAAUCAAUUCCUCUUUGAUUCCUUCGGCUGGAGAGGGAGUUUCCUCAUCCUGGGAUCUAUUGUUUUGAACUGCUGUGUGGCCGGUGCUCUGAUGAGGCCAGUCAAUAAACUUGCUCACCCCGAGCCCAUCAAGGACUCACUAAAGUGUAACGGCGGAGCCUCUGAGGACGCUGCUGCUGAUGACACCGGCACACAGCCGGAUAAUCCUCCUCCUGAGGAGUGUCAAAAUGAAAGCAAAGGUCAGAGCCAGGUCUCCAGAUUCAUAGACCUCUCUCUCUUCAGGCACAGGGGCUUUCUCAUUUAUCUCAUUGGCAAUGUGGUCAUGUUUUUUGGCUUUUUUGCACCAGUGGUUUUCCUGGCCCCUUAUGCAAAACACCAAGGGACGGAUGAGUAUUCAGCAGCCUUCUUGCUUUCUAUCUUUGCUCUGGUGGACAUGUUUAUCAGACCUCUAACUGGCCUGAUCGGCAACCACAAGCUGAUUAGGCCAAGAAUACAAUAUUUUUUCAGUUUUGCUGUUUCAUACAACGGUAUAUGUCACUUGCUGUGUCCACUGGCAUCCGGAUAUGAGGGUCUGGUUGUGUAUGCUGUCUUCUUUGGUUCGGCAUUUGGAAUGCUUUCAGCACUGCUUUUUGAAGUUCUGAUGGACCUAGUUGGAGCUCAUCGAUUCUCCAGCGCAGUUGGACUAGUCACCAUUAUAGAGUGUGGGCCAGUGCUUCUUGGACCUCCUAUUUCAGGGGCUUUAGUUGAUAUUUUUGGGGACUACAAAUACAUGUACUACGCAUGUGGUGUUUUAAUGUUGGUGCCUGGCAUAUUUUUCUUCAUCAUGCAUUAUUUCAACUACAAGAAGCUGGAAGAGGAGCGCCUGCAGAGUGCAACUGGGGAGAUUGGAACUCUGACAGAGGGAGUACAAUUUCACAUGAACCAGCAUGAUAAAACAGCGAAUGAGACAAAUGGAUGAAAAAAGACAACUCACAAAGUUUGAAUGAAAUGAGUGCUUUCUUUUUUAGAAUUCUUGUACCCUUAAAUCUUAAUGUCUAUUUUUGUUAUUCUAUGUUAUCCCUGUUUUAUCCCUGUCUAAGGAGACUAAAUGUGAAUUCAAUGGAAUAUGCACUUGAACCAUCUAAACAUGCUCAGAGCUUUUGUAAUGUUUUCUUGAUAUGUUUGGGUUUUAUUCAGCUUCUUUAAAGCAAGACACAAACAAAAUCAGUCAAAUCCAGAGAGAGAAAUGGAAAGCAGUUCAUCAAAUAUCCUCAAAACAACGCCAGGCCACUUAUUAGCAUCACCUUCUAACCACUAGAUGGCAUUGAAUCCUAUCCAAAUUUUGCUCCCCCAAUUCCAUCAUUCCACAAAUAAAUGAAAUCUCGAGGUUGGAGAUGGAAAAUACCUUCUUUUUUAAUGUUCUAGACUGCCCAAAAAUACUUUUUUUUUGUGUCAUGAGGAUCACUAAAGAUUGCUUCACCGCUGCACGGCUUUAUCAAAGCCAUAAAAAUUCAGUAUGAGGAUAUGAAAUUCCUUUCAGAUUUGAAACUGAAGUAAGAGCAGAAACCUCUAUGUGCAUUCAAUAACAAGUCCUCAUUUGCAUGUGAGGCUGAAUAGUUUAAAUGCUUAAUAACGUUUUAGGUUCUGCACACAUCACAGACUUAUCACUGCAGCAGGCCUGACCUCUGGAUAUUCUAGUAUUUCAAAAGCGUUUUAGUGGUUUUUCUAUCAUUUAUGGGAUAUUAAUGUAGUAAACUUCUCUUAUGUGGACUGUAAAGAAGCCAGAUUUCUAACUGAUGUACUACACCACAGAGGAAGUACUUGGCAAUACUUUUGUGAUCUUAAGCCAGAGCACACCCUCUCCUCUGCAUGGAUGCACACUCUCUGUAAUCAUUCCCAGCAGUUGCAAUAAAAGAUUCACGGAUGAACCAUUCCAAAACAGACUAACGUUAUCUUUACAGAUAUGUGCUUAAAUGGCUCAUUCUUAUCAUGUCCCUGCUAGGUUAAUAUUGACUUACAUUUCUGAUAGAUGAAAAUAGCUCAUUUGCAGAAAUCAAUAAGUUUAUUCACAUGCUCAGAUUGCAUUGUAAGCCUCUUUCUCAUGGUGGAUGACUAAUCCAGUGCCACUGAGCUGCUUUUGAAGUCAGUUCAGUUAAUUGUAUGUAGACAUUUGUGC